Molecule: messenger RNA, 1516 nt
Organism: Silurus meridionalis
Lineage: Eukaryota; Metazoa; Chordata; Actinopteri; Siluriformes; Siluridae
Gene: rtn4ip1
Product: reticulon 4 interacting protein 1
Exons: 9
Coding region: 108-1292 (394 amino acids)
Cellular component (GO): mitochondrion
Molecular function (GO): oxidoreductase activity
Source: RefSeq, a predicted model, not a curated record
GAAAGGUCAAAGGCCAUGUCCUGUAUGUUGUUUGAAUUUGACUUUGUUGUGAUUCCAGCAGUGUUGCGGCGUUUGUGCGUGCGUGCGUGUGUGAGAAGCUCGGCAGCAUGCGUGUGUUCAGAAAGCUGGUGUGUGCAGGUGUGUGUCUCAGGCUGAAUAAACACACAGGAGGUGUAAGAUCCUUCAGCACGUGCCCCAGGCUGCAGGCUGUAAUGCAGGCUUGGGUUAUUGAUCAUUACGGAGACAACAGUGUGUUCAGAUUCACCAAGAACGCCGCGUUUCCCAGCAUCCUCUACCCCAACGAGGUGAUCGUCCAGGUGCACGCAGCCGCACUCAACCCCCUGGAUGUCAACAUGAGGGGAGGUUACGGUGCAGCCACUAUGGCCAUGAAGCGCGACCCUCUGAACAUUAACAAGUCGGGCAGCGAGUUUCCUCUGAUCCUGGGGCGUGAUGUCUCGGGGGUGAUCAUGGAGUGUGGUCUGGACGUUGCGUACUUCAAACCAGGAGAUCAGGUCUGGGCGGCGAUCCCUCCGUGGAAGCAGGGCAGUUUGUCUGAGUUCGUCGUGCUCAGCGCUAACGAGGUGUCUCACAAGCCUAAGUCGUUGAGUCACACAGAUGCAGUGUCUAUUCCAUAUGUCGCAGCUACGGCCUGGUCGGCUCUCGUCAACACGGCCAGUCUGAACAAAGACAACUGCUCGAAAAAACGAAUCCUCAUCCUCGGAGGCUCAGGUGGAGUCGGAACGUUUGCCAUCCAGUUGCUGAAGUCGUGGGGAGGUCAUGUGACCGUGACGUGUUCCCAGAAUGCCGAGGGGCUGGUGAGGAGUUUAGGGGCGGAUGACGUGGUGGAUUACAGCAGCGGCUCGGUGGAGAGGAAACUCAGCGCUAAGGACAAGUUUGAUGUGGUUCUGGAUAACGUUGGUGGAGAAACAGAGAAAUGGGCUUCGGCGCUCCUCAGGCCCUGGUCCGGUGCGAAGUACGUUACCUUGGUAACGCCGUUCCUGCGCAACACCGACCGACUCGGCCUCGCCGAUGGCAUGAUGCAGAACUUCGUCACCAUAGCAACCAAGGCAGUGAAGCACCUGAGGACAGGUGUCCACUACCGCUGGGGUUUCUUCUCUCCGAGCGGCUCUGCGCUGGAUGACGUGAGCGAGAUGGUGGACGCAGGAAAGAUCCGUCCGGUGGUGGAGAAGACGUUCUCCUUCUCUCAGGUCCCUCAGGCGAUGGAGAAGGUGGAACAGGGUCACGCUCGAGGGAAAAUCGUGGUGACCGUAGUCGAGGCUCAGGACGAGUGACAGCAGCAGCGAGCGAGGAAACGAGGUUCACUCACCCACCGUGUCUCCAUGGAAACGCAGCACACUGUGAUCAGAUCAGUCUGAUCUCACCAUCACCACACAGGGACACAGACGCCAACCUGCACUCAUGCUAACGUGUGACAUCACUCGUCUCACUCCAUGUUCGUCUCCAGGGGGCGUGGCCUGAAACUCUGUAUUAUAUUUAAUACACAUAUACAACCAAA